Rhopilema esculentum is the source of this 1246-nucleotide messenger RNA. Its product is annotated as PAT complex subunit Asterix. Lineage: Eukaryota; Metazoa; Cnidaria; Scyphozoa; Rhizostomeae; Rhizostomatidae. Gene Ontology annotation, cellular component: endoplasmic reticulum membrane. The record is from RefSeq and is a predicted model, not a curated record. Gene Ontology annotation, biological process: protein insertion into ER membrane. Gene Ontology annotation, molecular function: protein folding chaperone.
AUGCCUCUCUUUGGUUUAGGCCUUUCAUCAAUGAAGUAAAAUGGCGUCCCGUGGAAACUCGGUAAACGUGAUUCCAGGGUCUGACCCAAGAAGACCUACUCGAAUUUACCGAUACAAACCAGCUUCAAGUAGUAACAAGCCAGGAGAUGAUCCUUCUGCUGAUUAUUUAAAUCUACUUGGAAUGAUUUUCAGUAUGUGUGGCUUAAUGAUGAGGAUUAAAUGGGCAGCAUGGGCAGCUGUUUAUUGCUCUUUUAUUAGUUUUGCAAACGCAAGGGCAUCAGAAGACGCAAGGCAAAUGUUCAGCAGCUUUUUGUUAUCAGUUUCAGCAGUUGUCAUGUCAUAUCUACAGAAUCCGCAACCGAUGGCAGCAUCCUGGUAGCAUCUAGCCGAUAGAAUCACAGUCAUUAUGAUAAAAAAAUUUCAGUUUAUUGGACAUUAUUUCCUUGGAGGGCAACGGUCAAAAGAAACCCCUAUUAUCAAAAAAUAUUUCUAACCUGGUAUCUAUUUUGAUUUAACAAUGAUUACUACCAUUACCCAUUUGAUAAGUGUUCUUAAGCAGCUGAAAUUAUUCAGUUGUUUUGGAUGUUAAAAUAAAAAUUUUAUUUAGUUGAAAGUAACCUUGUAUAGCUAUCUUUCAGUAAAAUGUUAUGGGAAAUGACAUUCGAUUAAAUCAGAUAUAUUUCAUUUGGAGAAAGGAGGGACUUUUUUAUUGAAAGAACAAUUUCCUAGUCUGUUUAGUGUGAAAUAAAUGAAGAGUCUUUAAAGCAUGUCUUCACUUGUUGAUUUUUGCAUUAAGUUUAAUGGUCUCUGGUGCAUACUUAGCAUAUUUAGACAAUUUUGUCUUGUCCAAAGAGAUGCAACAUUAGUUUGACAGCAAGGCUACUUUAUAUGAGGGUAAUUGGGAAACACUGCCCAACAGAAAUCAAUGUCUUUGGAGUCAUAUUCAGAAUAAAAACAACAACCAUAUUUUUAAUUAAUUUUUUUAAAGUAACUGAUUGUCAAAAUUACCUAUCCAACUUAUGGCACUAAUAUUUUCUGAAAAUCGGGCUUUGAAAUACGAAUCCGCAAAUACAGUUUUGCAGAUAAUGUGAAUCUGUUUACGCUUGUUUGGGACAUGUGUCUUUUUCCUUUUUUAGAAAAACCCAUUCAUAAUAAGCUAUCCAUUUAAAAAUUUGAAAAACAUCUUCUGUGCUACAUAAUUAAAGUGUUUUGAGCUAAAUCUUUCAGUAUGGUUUUGACCAGAAAA